AUGGCUGGCAUGGAUCUGGGGGAGUUCACCCUGUUCCGCCCGGACGCAAUACUCCAGCGUAGGGAUAUCAGGACAACGUUCUCUAGCUGGGAUAAUUGCAUGGCCAAGUCAUACUGCAAGUGGCCCGUCAUCGUUGGCAUUAUCAUAGGCGGCCUCAUAUUGAUUGGGGCACUCUGGAGCAUAAUCGCGUGCGCCUGCUGCGGCUACACAUGUUGUAAGAGCUGCUGUGCAUGCUGUAGCUGCUGCUGCCCUUCCUCCUCCAGAGACAACUCGCGCAACCGCGCCAAAUACGCCGACGAACACUCCACCUAUACCAAUCAAAACCGCCGUCUCUCCACGGGCUACCAACCGCCCCCCGCGCCCCCAGUCUAUGACUCCCACCGCUCCAAUCCAGCUAAAUUCGCCCAGUUCGAUACUGCCCAUCCCCGCGCAAAGGCCAACGAUGACGCCCUCCCCCAAAUGCCAACCUGGGACUCCGCCCCAACCCGUCGCAUCGAAGAUCCCUCCCCAUGCCACGACGUGGAAAUGAACCGCUUGGAUCCUGCUACAGGCCAGAGCUUCAACCCCCAGAGCUUCAGCCGUCCCAUGCGCCAUAACAACAACAACAUGGGCGACGGCGGUAACAAUUACUACGAGGGAACCCCGACGUCCCCCGCCUACCCGCCGGCCUUCGACGGGUACCGGGGCACAGAAGCAACAAGCAACAUCGCCCGAACCCCAUCCCCAGGAAACCAUUCGGCCAAGUCGGCGCCGUUGGCGUCGCAACCAGCCACCCCGUACCCCGAAGCCCUAGCCCCGGCCAUAUGA
Molecule: messenger RNA, 807 nt
Organism: Blastomyces dermatitidis ER-3
Lineage: Eukaryota; Fungi; Ascomycota; Eurotiomycetes; Onygenales; Ajellomycetaceae
Exons: 2
Coding region: 1-807 (268 amino acids)
Cellular component (GO): plasma membrane; cellular bud neck
Source: RefSeq, a predicted model, not a curated record